This is a messenger RNA of Cooperia oncophora, 219 nucleotides long. Lineage: Eukaryota; Metazoa; Nematoda; Chromadorea; Rhabditida; Trichostrongylidae. The record is from the annotation of a GenBank genome assembly.
AUGCUUAAGAUUUGCAUUUUCAGCCUUAAGGCUUUGGACUUGGUGACGUUGCGAGAACUCGCCAAGCGGGUCAAUGUGAUACCUCUGAUAGCGAAGUCGGACACGACAUGCAAGGAUGAGCUGAUCCGCUUUAAAAACAAGAUCAUUAGCGAGCUGCGCAGUCACAAAAUUGAGAUCUAUCAGUUUCCGACAGACGACGAAACUGUGAGUUGGGUUUGA